Molecule: messenger RNA, 1956 nt
Organism: Paramormyrops kingsleyae
Lineage: Eukaryota; Metazoa; Chordata; Actinopteri; Osteoglossiformes; Mormyridae
Source: RefSeq, a predicted model, not a curated record
GCACACAAAUCGCUUGGUCAGCCUUGAGGAGGGCACCUUUGCGCAUCUGAACAAUCUAGUCAACAUUUCCCUGAGGCACAAUCAAAUCCAAUCCCUGCCAAGGGGGAUUUUUCACAACCUGCCCAGAUUGAGAUGAAAAAAAAUGACCAGGGCAUUUGGAAUUUCUGUAUUUCUGCUCCUCCAACUCUGCUACCAUGUUGAUUGUUGUCCAAAAGGCUGUCAGUGCUUCACUCCAUCAAAAGUCUUCUGCUCAGAAGAUGUUCUCAAGGACAUGCCUCAAAACUUAUCCUCUGAGGUCCAGGAGUUGGUAAUCAUGACGACAAGCAUUAAAAGCAUCCACCUAGAAUCCUUCCCACUAAACUCCAGCCUCACGAAGUUGAUGCUCCUUAACAAUCUCCUCAAUGGUGUCUCUGAGAUGGCCUUCAACCGAUUGCUGGAGCUGAAAGAAUUGGAAAUCAGCGGCAACCAUAACUUCAAGGUCCUUGGCACAGGAACAUUCAAAAGGGUGGGCAAUCUUACCAAGCUGCUACUCAACUACAACCAGCUCAAGACCCUGGAUGACAGCAUAUUUGCUUCACUACAGAAGCUGGAAAUCUUGCAACUAAAGGGCAAUGCCAUCGAUCACCUCCCUAGGCUGUUAUUCCGCCACCUCCGCUGGCUCCGUUCCUUAGACUUUUCCGAAAACAAGAUUUUAACACUGGAUAAAGAUAUUUUUAAUAGCCUCCUUAUGCUAGAGACACUCAGAAUGAACCACAACCUCAUAAGUGUUCUCCACCCAGACACAUUCAUCAACAUGCCUCAUCUAAGAGAACUUGGACUGCAGGGGAACAGAAUUGAAGAUCUUCAUCUGAACCUCCUAUCAGGGCUGGAACAUCUAAACAAGCUGCAUCUCCGGGGGAAUCUUAUUACCAAAAUAGCGCCGGGGACAUUCCCACCAAACCUGAAAGAGCUGAAUCUAGAGGACAACCGGCUUGUCGAACUCUCCACUGGAGUUUUCCAACACAUGUCAUUCCUCACUGACUUGGUUCUGGCCAAAAAUCGGCUCUCCACUAUUCCAGAAGAUGUGUUUAGAAACCUAACAAGCUUGCAGCACCUCAGCCUGUCUGCGAAUCAUCUCCUAGCUCUGCCAGCAGCGGCUUUCACUGGACUCUCUAAUCUGAUAAGCAUUCACCUAGACAAAAACAACAUUAGCAGUGUGGAGGCAGAUCUGUUUGAUGAUCAGGAAAUAAUGGAGAAGCUCUACCUCUCUGACAACGACCUGCAGGGCCUCCCUGAGGGAUUGUUCAUACCCUUAAUUUCCCUUCGCACAGUACGCUUGCAAGGCAACCCCUGGAAAUGCGACUGCCACAUGCGCGAUUUCCACGAUUGGCUGACUGAUGCCAAUUUGCUGAUGUCGGACGUGGAGAAGAUUUACUGCGCGAAGCCGAAGCCUUUGAAAGGCCGUGGCCUGGUCUUCCUGAGCCGGGAGGACCUGGUGUGUGCUGAGAGCGCAGUAAACAAUUAUCCUGUGUCUACAGGAGACAAGAGGCACAGAACGAAGAGCUGCUCCCUUCAUGAAAUGAACGGAAAGGUCUCCAUACGGUGCACGGUGCCGCGGUGUCCGGCGGUCAAGUUAGAAGUUCAGUUUUCCGAUGAAGAUGGCAGGAGGCUGACCUUUGCCGAUGAACAGAAGUGGUCAGACUCCACCCAAUGCAACAAUGCCACCAUCAUUCUUAACUUUUAACCUGCGUCCUUUUAACAUCUUCGCUCCCUCACUGAACAUAUGAGUAAGAUAGACCUGUGAACAAAACAUUCACAUUGAACUCUUGAGAUGGGAAAGUGUUGUUGCAGCCUUGGGGAAGAAGACCUGAAGCACUUGAGUAAGGUAUCCUGUAGCAUCAGUGUAAGUCUUACAAAAUUAAAUAAUGUUCCAAUAAAAUCAAUCAAGAUUUUUCAACAAACAAAUCAUUGUGUUAU